Vombatus ursinus (common wombat) is the source of this 918-nucleotide messenger RNA. RefSeq names its product CKLF-like MARVEL transmembrane domain-containing protein 8. Gene Ontology annotation, molecular function: structural constituent of myelin sheath. The transcript has 4 exons. Gene Ontology annotation, cellular component: membrane. The record is from RefSeq and is a predicted model, not a curated record. NCBI's taxonomy places the organism in Eukaryota, Metazoa, Chordata, Mammalia, Diprotodontia, Vombatidae. Gene Ontology annotation, biological process: myelination. The coding region runs from base 57 to 578 and encodes 173 amino acids.
UGCGCAGAGCCAGGGGGCGGCCAAAGCCAGGGCUGGGGGCGCGGGACACGCUGAAGAUGGAGGAGCCGCAGCGCUCCCGCUCGCACACGGUCACCACCACCGCCAGCUCCUUCACCGAAAACUUCUCCACCAGCAGCAGCAGCUUCGCUUACGACAAGGAGUUCCUGCGCACCGUGCCCGGGAUCCUCAUCGUGGCCGAGAUCGUUUUUGGUCUGCUCGUGUGGACGCUGAUUGCUGGGACAGAGUAUUUCCGGGUCCCUGCUUUUGGUUGGGUGAUGUUCGUUGCAGUAUUUUACUGGGUCCUCACAGUCUUCUUCUUAAUCAUCUACAUGACAAUGACCUACACCAGGAUUCCCCAGGUGCCAUGGACCACAGUGGGCCUCUGCUUUAAUGGAAGUGCCUUUGUUUUAUACCUUAUUGCCGCCAUCGUAGACGCCUCCUCGGUCACCAAAGAGAGGGACACCCACAACUAUAACAGCUGGGCCGCCUCAUCCUUCUUUGCUUUUGUGGUCACAAUCUGCUAUGCUGGAAACACGUAUUUCAGCUUUCUGUCAUGGAGAUCCCGGACUGUACAGUGAUGGCCAUUUCGACAAUGAUAUCAAUGGAAAGAACAUUGCUGUAAAAGCCGCCGUGGGUAGGAUGUACAUUUCCAGAGAACUGUGUUUUUAGCGUGUUUUUGUACACUUAGUUCCAUUGUGGUAGCUAUGGUCAGUUGCAAGUGAAAUGGAUACUUGUUUACAAAACACUGUAAAUCCUUAGGACAAAACACUUUCAAUACAUUGUUAACAAACUUGUAGAGUCUAUUUUUCCUAGACAAUAAGUAACAGAGUUGCUAAUGUUAAGAAGGCAUCCACUUUGUAAAUCUAACCUUUAAAAUGCCAGACUUUUUUUUUUUUUGGAUUAAAUGUUUGAAAAUCA